Molecule: messenger RNA, 2766 nt
Organism: Dreissena polymorpha
Lineage: Eukaryota; Metazoa; Mollusca; Bivalvia; Myida; Dreissenidae
Product: presenilin-1-like
Exons: 12
Coding region: 156-1649 (497 amino acids)
Biological process (GO): amyloid-beta metabolic process; calcium ion transport; protein processing
Cellular component (GO): apical plasma membrane; ciliary rootlet; lysosomal membrane
Molecular function (GO): aspartic endopeptidase activity, intramembrane cleaving
Source: RefSeq, a predicted model, not a curated record
UUGGUUCUAGCCUGUUUAAAAUAUUAUUCGAUCGAGUUAUCCACUGAACAACAAGGAAGCGACAAUGUUUUCUGAUUUCUCGUUGUAAAUUAAAGUUAUUGACUUACAAGAAACUGGUUUAUUGGAUAUUGGAUGACAGUUACUUGCUGUACUAAAUGUCCAGACCAGACAAAUCUCAGCCUCCAAGAUCUUCUGGUGCUACAGGAAGCUUGAUGAGUCAGACAGGAAGUAGUGACAGCGAGCCCACAGAAACCACGCGCCUCAUGGACACGCACGUCCAGCAUUCUGCGGGAGCAGACAAUCAGGUAGUGAUAUCGCAAACCAACACGGGUACUAACUCGGAGGUCCGUCAGCGCCGGCAGCCACGACCUCGUUCAGAGGAGGCGGUCGAGGAGGAGGAGGAGGAGACUCUUCAGUAUGGCGCCAAGCAUGUGAUAAUGCUGUUUGUGCCCGUGACGCUGUGCAUGGUUGUAGUCGUGGCAACCAUUACCUCGGUAUCAUUCUACACAGAGAAAGGAGCCUAUCUAGUGUACACCCCCUUUCACAGUGCUGAUAAGCCGGGUUCAGAUACUGGGACAAAAGUCUGGGAGUCACUUGCCAAUGCUAUGAUCUUGCUGGGUGUUGUCAUAGGAAUGACUAUCAUUCUGUUGGUCCUCUACAAGUAUAGAUGUUACAAGGUGAUUCAUGGCUGGCUGAUUAUGUCCUCUUUGCUGCUGCUCUUCUUGUUUUCCUACCUCUACCUCACGGCUGUACUCCAGGCCUACAAUGUCCCCAUGGAUUACAUUACGGUCGCCCUCCUCAUGUGGAACUUUGGCGUGCUCGGCAUGAUGUGUAUUCACUGGAAGGGACCGCUACUCCUGCAGCAGGGCUACCUGAUCACGAUCUGCGCGCUGAUGUCCCUUGUCUUCAUCAAGUACCUGCCUGAUUGGACAACAUGGACCGUGCUUGGGGUGAUGUGCAUAUGGGAUUUGGUGGCAGUGCUGUGUCCGAAGGGUCCACUUCGUAUGUUAGUCGAGACAGCUCAAGAGCGCAGGGAACCAAUAUUUCCAGCAUUGAUAUAUUCAUCCACCCUGAUGUGGCAGACAGUGACAGCUGCUGAUGGGGACUCCAAGGAUGGAAAGAAGAAGAAUAGGAAGUCGGGAGCUUCGGAGGAUAGUGACGGCGAAGAAGCAAAAAACACUGACAGCCAGAGUGAGGGUAGCCACAACGGAGAAGAAGACGACGGAGGUUUUGCAGCACCCGAGAGAGUUCCCAGAGUUCGUGACCCCAGCGCUGUCGUCAGGGGGGCAGGGCCAGAAGUCGGAACGAGAUCAACGGGGGACGGUGAGAGGGAGAGGAGACCCAGGGCACAGGCACCAGACAAUGAGGAGGAAGAAGAGAGAGGCAUCAAACUAGGUCUUGGAGACUUUAUAUUCUAUGGAGUGUUGGUGGGGAAGGCCUCAUCAUACGGGGAUUGGAACACCACACUGGCCUGCUUUGUGGCCAUUCUCAUUGGUCUCUGCUUCACCCUACUGCUAUUGGCAAUAUUCAGGAAGGCGCUGCCAGCACUCCCCAUAUCAAUCACAUUUGGACUGGUCUUCAAUUUUACAACCAGUAUACUUGUAAAACCAUUUACGGACAGCCUUGCCAGUGGACAAGUGUACAUUUGAUGCAAACAUUAAUAUAAUGAAGUGCGUUUUAUUGAUAAGUGCAAUUUGAUAAUUUGUCAUGGUUAAAAUAAUUAUUGAAGCUUAUGAGUUACCUUUAAUACGCCCUAUUGAAGGUAAUGCUUGGAGGUUUUCCACAAAUGUUAAACACUUAAUGAAUAGCAAAAAUUGUAAAUGUUCAUUGAAGAAAUGCGGUUUAAAACUUUGAUGUUUGCAUUUCAAUUGUUACACAAUUUUAAGUUUCAGAUUUAAAAAAGAACUAUUUUCUGAGGAUUAUUGACAUUCUGUUAUUGAACAAACAUGAUUUAAAUACUGCACACAUUAGCAAAUAGCCUGUUUUUAAGAAUGCAUUAAAUUCAUAUCAUUCAUAGUAAAAUGAUGAACAGUGUUUAGUUCACAAACAUUAAAAAAUAUAAUGAAUUUAUUAUAAUCUUAUUAUCUACAUAGUUAUUCAUACAAACAGAUUCAACCAUAAUAAUUGUACUGACAUUACUUAUGUGUUGAAGUUUCUUUGAUUUUUUUUGGAUGAAUAAAUUAUUGAAAAUCAAAUAAUUAAUCAUAUAAGAAAAAAUCAGAUUACCCCAUGUGUGGAAUUCAUUGUCUCUAGGUCAUACUUGUUUUUCCCAGUAAUGUGUCUCCAAUAACUGGUUUGUCCAUAUAUGCAGUACUUUGAUAUUGUUUUCAUUGGCAUCAUACAUAUUAUGUUAUUUUUUUAUGUUUUUAGUGUACUGCAAUCGAAUAAUAAAACACAACUAAUAAAAGUAUGCAUUUUUGUAAAAGAAUCACUUGAAGUAAGAAUAUCUAUUCUAAAUGCAAGAAUGCUUUGAUGGUUCAUCCUCUCUUCUUUUUUUGUUUUUAUUCUUAAUUUGUGCUCAUGCCACUAUAUUUGCUAAUUUAAUGAUGUGUAAAUAUGUAUACAACUUUGUUCGUAUCACAAUUGACAAACUGUACUGUUUCAUAUGUGUUGUUGAAGAUGUAAAUUGUGCAAGUCAAAAUAAAUUGUCUGUCUUGUCUGUCUAUAAUGCUUAAUAUUAUUGAACCAAAACACUUCUGGUGUCAUUUUUGUAUUUUGCAUAUGUACAUGUGUACUAGACAUUGUGAAAUAAAAUCUUCAUUUUUA